Molecule: messenger RNA, 702 nt
Organism: Sinocyclocheilus grahami
Lineage: Eukaryota; Metazoa; Chordata; Actinopteri; Cypriniformes; Cyprinidae
Gene: trappc6bl
Product: trafficking protein particle complex subunit 6B, like
Exons: 7
Coding region: 87-572 (161 amino acids)
Biological process (GO): regulation of GTPase activity; endoplasmic reticulum to Golgi vesicle-mediated transport
Cellular component (GO): TRAPP complex; cis-Golgi network; trans-Golgi network
Source: RefSeq, a predicted model, not a curated record
AUACAGUAGAACUGAAGGCGGAUUUUGUGUAUCUGGUUCUUCAUAAAUGUAUUUUUAUUACGUGACUGAAGAUAAGUGCAAGGAAUAUGGCAGAUGACACUCUGUUUGAAUUCCUCCACAUGGAGAUUGUUGCUCUCGUGUACAAGGAGCAGGCGACCCGGGAGGACAUUGAUAAGGAGAGAGUGACAUGUGUCUCUGCUCUAGAGGCGAUGGGCUUCAGAGUUGGACAAGGACUGAUUGAAAGAUUUACAAAAGACUGCCCCACUUUCAAAGAUGACUUGGACUUAAUGAAGUUCCUGUGUAAAGAUUUUUGGAGCACGAUCUUCAAAAAACAAAUCGACAACUUGAGGACCAACCAUCAGGGCACAUACGUCUUACAGGAUAAUACAUUUGCACUCCUAACUCAGUUUUCCAGUGGAAAGCAAUACCUUGAAGAAGCACCUAAAUACUUGGCCUUUUCCUGUGGGUUGAUUCGAGGAGCUCUAUCUAACCUGGGUUUGGAGAGCGUCGUCACUGCAGAGGUUUCUUUAAUGCCAUCAUGCAAAUUCCAAGUUGUAAUUCAGAAACUCUAGGAUGGACUAAAUGAACUCUGAUCAGCAAUGUUUCUUCAAUUAAAACUUUGUGAAUAUGAAUUACAUGGACCUAGAUUCUAAAUGUUUACAGCGUUCUAUUUGAUAUAAUGCUGUUUGCAGUUUCAAGCAU